AGAUCAAUCGCGAGCAUGGAGGAUCAGUUGAUGAGGGCGUCACGCCAAAACACUGAUGAUCUGCUGCGGCAAUGGCAGAGCAAAUCCGAUGAAGUCAAGGAGAGCUUGGCGGGGGCUAGAAAGACCGUGGAUAGAAUGGGUAUCGCUUGCAAGUCUCCCUCGGACAGCAGUGCGUCUAGCCGCUCAUGCGAAGACAUGGAGGCAGACUCAGAUAGCGACUUUGAGCUGCGGAGACCGUCGACUUCCAGUGACGACAACUCCAACUCCUCAUGUGAUCCCUCUCAAUCCUUGAAAUUGGCCAGGGAGUCCUUAGGGCUCGAAGAUCCAGCGAGGCUCCGAGCAGAUCCGCUGAAAAUGGACAUCUCAGGAGAGCUUUCAUGCGCUGACACGGAAACUAGUCUGAGUCUGAUGAGAAGACGGAAAACCGUACACGAAAUCCCUCAAAUCAUCAUCAAUACGCCCGAGGGCACCGACAAAUUCAAGCGGAGACGGAGUACAGGCGAGGUCGUGCGGUCCUUUUCCGAUACAAAUGCGGCAAGACAGCGACGAUGAUACCGGUCUCGUUUCCACAGCCAAGAACGCCGCGGAUGCAGCUUUCAUGCGUCAACUCUCCCGGAACCCCUUCGGGGAAUAAACCGCGCACCCCAAUACCCCUGGCAAAGGAAGACCCUUGUACGCCAGACACGCACGGCCAUCUGCCUUUCUCCAGC
Galendromus occidentalis (western predatory mite) is the source of this 710-nucleotide messenger RNA. RefSeq lists its product as uncharacterized. The coding region runs from base 16 to 552 and encodes 178 amino acids. The record is from RefSeq and is a predicted model, not a curated record. The transcript is spliced from 3 exons. NCBI's taxonomy places the organism in Eukaryota, Metazoa, Arthropoda, Arachnida, Mesostigmata, Phytoseiidae.